Molecule: messenger RNA, 2897 nt
Organism: Branchiostoma belcheri (Belcher's lancelet)
Lineage: Eukaryota; Metazoa; Chordata; Leptocardii; Amphioxiformes; Branchiostomatidae
Exons: 1
Coding region: 242-2290 (682 amino acids)
Source: RefSeq, a predicted model, not a curated record
ACGGGCCGAACCGUCUUCAGGAGGACAGGGAAGUCUCCGUGGUGUUUAGCUGGUCUGUGAGCAUGUUAGACGGGAAUUUGGUGGAAAUAAGAGCGUUACGGAGUUUCCUGGUGGCGUGGAAGUAAAUCACAUCCCGCGGAAAGCCGACCACGCCUCCCCUGUUUGAGCAGUGAGUCGGGCCGGGCAGCUGCGCCGAGCCGGGAGUGUGUCACGCACCCGGCAGAUUGAUGGAGAAGCAGGUAUGGCGAUGGCGACCCGGUUGUACGGUAACUACCGCUGGAAGCGCCACCGCUGCUCAGAGGGGACGCACGUGUGCCCCGUGUUCAACGUGCACUACCUGGGCGUCAUGCCGGCGAACGGGGAGGUCGGGAGGGGCGCCAUCGAGGAGCCCGUGGACAUGCUGUUCGAGGAGGGUGUUGGCCGCAAGCUCGAGCCCUUGACCGUGAGCGUGUGCAGUCACGGGCUGAAGCUGAAGCAGGAACGCGGGCCGUUCCAGCGCAACAAGCAGGCCGUCUUCCCCAUCCACACGGUGACGUACGGGGCGUCGGACCGGAUCCACCCGAACGUGUUCGGCGUGGUGGUCCGGAACGCCCAGAUGGAGGGCCUGCUGCAGUGUCACGCGUUCUUCUGCGACUCUCAUGAGCUGGCCAGGGUCAUGACCUUCUGGCUGACGAUCGCGUUCAAGGAGGCUUUCGAGACGUGGCAGAAGGCGAGGCUUCCCGUCAACCGGCCCAGGAGCCCGGGCGUGCUCAUCGAGGAGCCGCUAGGCGUCAACGACGAGCGCGCCUUGACCAACUGCUUUGGACUCUUCAAAUUCGACAAACAGAACAGGAGACCGUUACAGUAUUCUGUGUAUGAACCCUCCCUGUAUGAAAGUAAGGACUUCCAGGACGCGACAGUACGCCCCUCCUCUGCUCCCAGGACCCUGGCCCACCCUGCCACUAACCCGUUCCAAACAGGACCCAUGGACAGCCUGAGAAGUGUGCGAAACCCGCUACGUUCUCGGGUUCCCUUCAUGAAGUCAGCAUCCCUGGACAAUAUUCCCGAACACACAUGGGUGAAGUACGAAUACAACGGAGCCAAAGACGGCAUGCUGGGCCCAGUCCCCAGCAGAGGAUCGCAACAGGACUUGUCUCCUAGGAGCCCCAACUUUCCUCAAGGUGGAAUUCACCAAAGAUCAGCCAAGGUCGUGUCUAAUUUCGUGGAGCCUCAUCACCAUAACCCAGGGGCACCCAGGGGCCCGCCGCAAGAGGUUCACAAGGUCCACGCCGUCUACGGCAGGCCUCCGGGAGAGAACCAAGAACGGGCCGAGCAUUUCGAACUACAAGGUGGCAGCUUUCCUAUUUCACCGACUAGAACCGAGUUCAUCACACCCGAGGGUCUGAAGGUGACGGUAGAGAAAACGCGCUUCUACAACUGGAGGAGGGCCAAGAGCGUCGAAGACCUACAUCCGGGCCCUCCUGACAAUACCCAGGGUUCCCCGGAGCGUGUUAAGUACCAGAAUAACAGGACCUUUCAGCUUGUCGGCUUUGAGACGGUCGGGACAAAGCGAGACGUCAGCCAUUCGUCUCCACAGAAGGUGGUGGAUAAUACCAAUCAUCAGAUCAGGGGCCCCGGCAAGGCAACUUCCCUAGAGAACCUCCGCCCCCGAUGGACCACUGUGCCAGAAAGCCCGUAUUCAUCUAUUUCUAAGAAGACGUUUUCUGAGAUUGAGUUCAGACACGUCAAUUCUAACAGCCCACCGAAGAGCCCUGUCAAGGCUAACAUCAGGAGACGUGAGCUUAGAUCCAGCCCGACCAGAACUGAAGUCAAACAAGUCCGACCUCCCUCUUUACACGCGGAUGUUAUCAGAAAGGUAGAGGGCAGACCCACAGACAAGUUGAACAGCGGGCGUGCGCAGACGAGACCGAGCGCCGAUUUUGAUUCAAAUCCCGCCAGACACACCGUGAAAAAGGUCGACAAGCUCGACAAUGCCGCGGAACAAAAGCCGUCCCAUGGCAACAACACCGAGACCUUCGCACACCACAUGUCUCCCGUCCUGAACCAUGACAACACACGGAGGUCGCAGAGGAGGCAGUAUCGGGUCCGGUUUGAAGACGACGCCGACAGGGCGAGAGAAAAGGACCAGAUGUUCGGGAGGAGGGAGCAGCAGCUGCCGAAGCCCAGUCAAGUAAACCCCGAGGUCGACCCCGAAGUCGUGCGAGAGAAACUGCCCAUGGCCGUGGCGGUAGCCGAGAUGACGGACUCCGGAAACGCCAGCGACGAGGAGUCGGAAGAUAGCUGGCUGUAGGUGCUUUAGGAUUGAUUGUUUAAUGAGUUCUAUGUGUUUGUUGCAAGGGCAGGUUUACGAGACAAUACAUAAUAAAUAAGAAAUGUCAGGUGAGCAGGUAUCAGAGCACACGCAGGUGAGGUGUUCAAGGUCUUGUCAGUUCACGCGAUACCAGAAGCAUCGAUCUAUUGUAAUAUUGUUAUUCCUCCAACAUCGAUCUGCAAAGCUCAUAGUAAGCAGAUGAUUAACGAUGCAUCAGAAAUAUGAUGUUCAUUGCUAAUAUUUCACUACUUACGUUAUUAUUAAGCCUUAAAUUAUGUUCUUAAGUAACUGCAUAUGGGACGACAAGUUACUUAUGUGAAAUGAUCCGUCCGUUAAGUUAUUUGCGUCUGGGGAAUAAAGAAAUAUGUGUAUACCAAUUUGUUAUUCAUCAUCGACGUUUGAAUUAGAUAUGAUUUGUAAAACUUGCCACGCAACACAUAAAUCAUAUCAGUGUUUGAAAUGCCAAAGUCAUUUUUCUUGUCCUGGCAUCUGUAAUGCACUCUGCAGAAACGUAGUAAAAAUGGUGGUUACCGUCAAUGUCAUAGUAGGAUUGAAAAAUGAUGACAUGCACUUGAUUUUCCAAACA